AUGGGUUUUAAAGUGCCUAGAUCUCAUCAUUGUUCAAGGUGUCGUCGAUGUGUUUUGUUAAUGGACCAUCACUGCCCUUGGGUUAAUAAUUGUGUUGGCGGCCGGAAUCAGUUUCACUUCAUUAGAUUUCUCUUUUUUGUAUUUAUUGGUGCUGUACAUUCAGCAAUUGUUUUGUCUAGUUGUUUGUACAAAGUUGUUACUACUGUCAUUUCUUUAUCAAAAACAAACCAAUCAAGUAUUUCACCGUCUCCCACGCCACAAUACUUAGAACCCCCCGAUUUGCCGAUUGCUUCAAUUUCAUUGUUCAGCGCUUCAGUGCUAGCUGUGGGGUUAACUUAUGGUGUUAUCUUUGCUGUUGGUGUUCUUUUAUUUAUGCAAUUGAGAAGUGUUUGGCAAGAUACAACAGGAAUUGAAGAAAUCUUUCCAGUUGCUGCAAGGAAUGCAAAAUCAGCAAAAACUUGGACAGAAUAUCGAACAAAUGGACUUGCUCGAGGAAGGAGAAGGAAGAGGAGUUGUAAUAAGAAAGAUAUGAUCUCUGAUGAUAAUAAUGGUAAUAAUGUUGACGAGUUUGUGGAAGAGUCAUAA
This is a messenger RNA of Meloidogyne enterolobii, 585 nucleotides long. The record is from the annotation of a GenBank genome assembly. Lineage: Eukaryota; Metazoa; Nematoda; Chromadorea; Rhabditida; Meloidogynidae.